GCGGCGGAACGUUUAUUCUGUGGCACAGAAAAACAACAACAUUUUAGCGUGACGGCCCAACAUGGCCGCGCUCUGGAGGAGAUCGCAAAUUAUCAGGUUGAUCAGGAGUUCUGUUGAGCUCCUGUCCAGGAUAAACCCAGCUCUUCGGAAAACCCACAGAUGGACACGCGUCGUGUACCCUGGCGUGGCGGCUGUAGCUGUCGGCGGUGGUCUGUGUGCUGUACCUUUUAAGCAGGUUGAAAACCUCUCUCAUGACUCCCUGGUCAGACGAGCAGCCUCUCUGGUGACAGACAGCUCAAGCACUUUUCUCUCUCAGGUCACUUUGGCUCUGAUUGAUUCCCUCACUGAGUAUUCAAAGGCUGUCCACACACUCAUUGCCCUACAAAGGCAGUAUUUAGCCUCUUUGGGAAAACUGAGUCCAGCAGAGGAAGAUGCAAUCUGGCAGGUGAUCAUUAGGCAACGUGCAGAGGUUGCCUACAGACAAGAGGAAAUGAAGCGCUUUGAGUUGACCUGGGUCAGCUCAGUAAGGCUGUGUGAGACGGCGGCCGAGGCAGCGUACAUAUCAGGAGCUGAGAAUCCGUGCGUCACGAUCAGGACAAAUAUUCAGUUGUCCCAGUCGCAGGUUGAGGAGGCCCAGAAACUCUCACUGGAUGCAGAAAAGAAGCUGGCAGAGACUAAAGUCAUGGAGGUCGAAAGGAUGACGCAAUACGCUACCACCCUGGAGAGUAGCAAUGAUGAAGAGGAGAUGCCUGAGGCCUAUCUAAGAGAAGACUAAAACACACAAUUAUAAGCUAAUUAAGUUUGGUAGCUCUGUACUGCUUUCUGGCUUAUUUUUAGUGUCAGGUGGUGAAAGUUAAUUGUUUGUCCCAAAAUAAAUGAAGGGCAGUAAAAUCUUUAUUUUUAUUUUUUUUUAAGUAUUGAAACUAAAUAAAAUCAUCCUCAUAAUCCAUAAUUUAACAUUAAAUGUAUAUAGCCACAUUAUAUGCUUAUAAAAAAAGAACAAAAACAGUUUGAUCGUGAUAAAAUAAAGCUCUAUACACCAAUCCUC
This is a messenger RNA of Fundulus heteroclitus (mummichog), 1048 nucleotides long. Its product is annotated as diablo homolog, mitochondrial. Lineage: Eukaryota; Metazoa; Chordata; Actinopteri; Cyprinodontiformes; Fundulidae. Gene Ontology annotation, biological process: intrinsic apoptotic signaling pathway in response to oxidative stress; neuron apoptotic process. The transcript is spliced from 6 exons. The coding region runs from base 62 to 775 and encodes 237 amino acids. Gene Ontology annotation, cellular component: mitochondrion. The record is from RefSeq and is a predicted model, not a curated record.